AUGUCCGAUAGUUCGUCGAGUGAAGACGAUUCUGAUGAAGACGCUAUUGAUGAGGAAGAACAGGAGCGACAAGAGGAAGAUGCUCUUGCGCAAUUGAACAACACAAUAGAAGAAUUAUCAAAAGAAAAGGAACGAGUAAACAGCGAAAUACAAAAGCUUCAAGCUGAGCAAAGUUCUCUAAAAGGCGACGUUACUAAAAAUGAAGCUCUUGUGACAGAAUUACAUGCAGAAGUCAAGCGUCACAAGGAAAAGUUGGCCGAAAUUGAGAAAGAACUAAACGACUUGGAAUCUCAGCGCGUUCAUCUGGAAGAAGAACUCGAACAGCAAGAGCGUGUUCGUGAAGAACAACAACAAGAAUUAGAGAAACAAAUCGAUUUAUUAGAAACUUUACAAGACAAAUUGGAUGAACUUGAAGAAGAGAAAAAACGUUUGGAAGAACACCAAGAAGAACUUGAACGUGAAAAACAAGAAGUUGAACAAAAAAUAGCUGAAUUGCAACGAGAAAUUCAACAAUUGGAGCAAGAAAUAAAAGAAAUGUUGCAAAGAAUUCAACAGCUUGAAAAUGAAAUCAAGCGUCUUCAACAGGAGAUCGAACAUCUUCAAGAAGAUAUUCGAGAGAACGAACGAAAAAGGCAAGAAGUUGAACAAAAGAUUGAACAACUUGCACAAACAAUUGUGAAUUUGGAACGCGAACGUGAUCGGUUAGAAACUGAAGUUGCUCGAAUUGAUGAUUUAAUCAAACGUAUCGAACUUCUCAUCGAUAUGAAACAAAACAAUAUUGAAGAAUUUCGACAGUUACUAGCUGACCUACAACAAGAAUUGCAGAAAGCGCAGCAACAACAGGAGCAAAUUAAAAAAGAGAUUGAACAAUUGAAUCGACAAGCUGUUCAAGUUCGAAAUGAACUUAAACCAUUGCAAAACCAGCUAAAUCAACUAAAUCAAGAAAUCGCUCGGCAACAAAAUGAAUUGAGAAAAGCUAUUGAAGCUGCCGAACAAGCAAAACAAAAAUUUAAUCUUAAACAGCAAGAAUCCACGAAACUUCAACAAGAGGAAAGACAAUACACGUCACAAAUUGAAACCAAACAGCAAGAACAUACCAAACUUCAAGGAGAAAAGCAAAAUCUAGAAGCUGAAGACAAAAGAUUAAAUGAUGAAUUAAAAGUAUUGCAGAAUAAUUUAAGGACCGCUGAGACCAAUCUCGACAAUUCCACGAGAAAGUUGAUUGAAGAUAAAAAACUUCUUCAACAGCGUGAAGAAGCACUUAAAACAGCUCAACAGAAACAUCGCAAGGCCGAAGAUGAUUUACGAAAACAACAGCAAGUUGUUACGGACCUGAAACGUGACUUACAUCUUGCAAAACUCAAAGAGCAACAGUGUAAAGCCGAGGAGCAAAAAGCUCAGGCUGAAGUAACCUUAGCUGAGCAAACUCUACGAAUGGAAGAGGCGAAUUUGCGACUAGCAAAAUUUGAAUUACGGCUUGCUAAACUUGACACUAAUCCUUCGCCAAAUCUUGCUGCAAAAGAAGCGGCUGUACAAAAAUGCCAAGCCGCUGUUCAAAAGGCGAGAAAUGGUCUGAGAAAUAGUAAAAAUGCCCAUCAGAAGAAGAAACAAGACCACGAACAAGCUCAAACAAAUCGAAAGAAAGUUGAAGAGAAAGUUCAACAAGCAGAGAAAAAUUUGGAGGCGCGAAACACCGAUGCCAUCAAUAAAAAGAAAGAAGUGGACACCGCUCAAAAGAAUGUGACUGAUCAAAAGAAAACGAUUGAACAGACGAAUAAAAACAUUGAAACUUAUAGAAAACAACGCGAAGAUCUUACAAAACAAAGUAAAGAUAAAAGAACGGCCAUAAACAACGUUAAAAAUCAGAUCAAUACGAAGCAAAAAUCAAUGGAAGAAACACAAACUAAAAUCAAUGAUUUAACCAAGAAGAGAACAGCCGUUACUCAAAAGAAAGCUCAAGUAGAAAGAGAAUUGACUGGUCUCAAAACCGAAAGAGAUACGAAACUCAAUGAGCAAACUCAAAAACAAAAUAAACUCAAUGAAUCAAAACAAACUCAAAGAAAUGUCAAUGCACAAGUUGAACAAAAACGAGGAAGUGUCGCAAAUUUUGAACGAAAUAUUACACAAAAGCAGCAAAUGGAGAAUGUCAUCAAAGGAAAAAUAAGCAACGCACAAGAAAAUGUCAAAUUAGCAAGUAAAUCAAUCAUUGAACUGAAAUCAGAGGUUCAACAGCAACGAACUCGUCGAGACACAACAGAGAAACAACGUUCGAAGUGUGAACAAGAUCUACAAUCAUCGAAAGGUAAAAUUGAAAGUUUAGAAAACGAUAAACGACGACAUGAAGAGGAUCACAAACGGUUAGAGCGCGAUAUUGAGAAAAAACAUCAAGAUUUGGUUGAAAAACAAAAUGAUUGCCAACAGGUUCAAUAUAAAGUAGAACAAAAUCGAAAUGAAGUUCAAGCGAAACGCACUGAGUUUGAACAGCAGAAGCAAAGAAAGGUGGAAUUAACAAGUGCUCUAAACGAAAACAAACGAAAAAUGCGAGCAGCGGAUUCAAAAAUCAAAGAAACAAACAGAAAAGUAGAUCGACAACAACGAUUAAAAGAAUCGGCCGAAAGUAAAGUUCGAGAAACUGAACAAAGUAUCAAAUCCAAGGAAAAAGAAUUGGAUCGGUUGAAUAAAAACAUUGUUACUAUCGAGCAAAAGCGAACCGAUGUGGAAAAUUUACAUCAAACGGCUUCUAAAAAGCGGGAAGAAGCAGAAGGAAAACAGACACUUCUUAAAAAUCGAUUGGCCGAUUGCGAUGGAAAAAUGGCUACACAUCGUGCACAAGCGAAUCGUGUCAGUCGAGAUCUUAUAACGAAAGAACGUGAACGUUACAAACGAGAAAACAAGAAUACUACAUCUGACAAGAAUAUUAAAAAAGAAGUAAAAAAAUCACGUACAAACGCGAAUCGUCAACAGAAAACAUAG
Molecule: messenger RNA, 2973 nt
Organism: Adineta ricciae
Lineage: Eukaryota; Metazoa; Rotifera; Eurotatoria; Adinetida; Adinetidae
Source: the annotation of a GenBank genome assembly